This is a messenger RNA of Cavenderia fasciculata, 336 nucleotides long. RefSeq lists its product as uncharacterized. Bases 1 to 336 code for a protein of 111 amino acids. The record is from RefSeq and is a predicted model, not a curated record. NCBI's taxonomy places the organism in Eukaryota, Evosea, Eumycetozoa, Acytosteliales, Cavenderiaceae. The transcript is spliced from 5 exons.
AUGGGUAAGAGAGAGAGUGAACAACAAUAUUCAUUAUAUUACAUUUUCAAUAUUACCAUUAUUUUAUUAUUAUUACCAUCAUACUCUAAAAGAAUAAUAACAGUACAGCAUUAUAGCAUAGCAUCAGAUUUAUGCAAAAUAGGUGAGGUGACUAUCACAUCGAAAAACGAGGUGUUGGCGCAUUCGACCCCCAAGACCAUGCAAACGGCACCAAUCGAAAAACAAAAACUUUUUAAAAGAGUUUUGGAGAUUUUUUUCACAAAUCACAACAACAUUUUUAAACAAAGAAACUAUACUAUACAUCAAGCAAGACAAGUUAGACAAGACAACAAAUAA